Messenger RNA from Aureobasidium vineae, 1952 nucleotides. The record is from the annotation of a GenBank genome assembly. Lineage: Eukaryota; Fungi; Ascomycota; Dothideomycetes; Dothideales; Saccotheciaceae.
CUAGCGAUCCCUCUAACCUGGCGAUGAACAUUCAAUGGCAAUCGACAACAGAUCUUCCCUCUCAAGGAGUAGUCACGAAUUCAUGUGAUGUUCCUCCGACUUACGCUACGGCAGAACCUCAACUUGGCAUUCGUCGUGUGAACAGUGAUCCAGGACCUGCCAGCGCCGGUUGGGGAGGUCCAUACUCUUCCAUGUACCAAGAAUUCUCAAGCUCACACAACCCUAUGCAAGAGUCGCAAAUGUUCGAACAGCCAGCCGUCCAGCAGUUCCCACAACCAGGCUGGUUGCUAUGCGGCCAGCCACGCUCCCAAUCGUGUGACUUUCCGGAUCAUGAUUCGAGUCUUCAACAAGAGUUUACCAUGAAUGCUCCACAGGAAGCUCAACACAAUCGAGGUGAGAUAUAUAGCAGUAUUGAAGGCACUUCUGCUAACAAUCGAACAGUCUAUCCAUAUCCAGCACAGCAGUUCAUGUCAGAUGAGUUUGGUCCAGCGCGGCCGAUCGCGCAUGGACCAACAGGAGCGAUUUCGGCCGCCAAGGAUCAAAUCACGACAGGCCACUUCCAACGAUCAGAUAAGAUCAUUCUCUAUCCAUCUACCCUCGGUUUCCCAAACCACGACUUCAACAUGACGACUUUAGCAUCAUCACAGCCACAACCCUCGCCCUUCUACCCCAGCACCGUCCAAGAUGGCCCUCCUGUCGCUGGAUUCCGUCCGGCUGGAGAAGGCGCCCCUCAGCUGAAGAGGGGUUUUGGCUCGGUCGACAGCGCAAUGGACGAGCAGAUCCCAGCCUUGAAGCGUCCCCGCAACGACUCGACGGUCAACAAUGGGCCGCUCAGCAAGGAAGUCGUCCUCAUAUCUCGACCAAAGCCUGGCCGCAAGCCCAUGGCCGACCAGAACGACUCGACCGACAAGCGGAAGAACCAGAACAGGCAGGCACAACGCAACUUCCGCGACCGUCGUGCUCAGAAGUGCCAAGAUCUUGAGAUAGAGAAUGCUCAGCUCAAGGCAGACGUGGCAGACUCUGAAGCCCAGCGGUCUGCCUUACUUGAGCAGCUGAGACAGCGCAACGCCGAGAAUGCAGGCCUCGUGGCCAGAGAAGGAGAUGCUGUUGCUGGGAAGGCUCAAGCCGACCUCGAGCUCCGCCAGGCCAAAGAGCGCAUCAUGGAGCUGCAGAGGGAACUUGAUGCUGCCAAAGUCCAUCAUGCCAACGCCCAUGCUUCUCACCCUCAGCGUUCUGUUGUUCCAAACUUUGUUUCAUCUGUUCAUCAAAUCCUCACGCCACCGUCAGACAACGAUCCGCACGACGAGUAUGAAGUUGAUUUCACUAACAUCUAUGCAACUCGCAAACCAUCUGCGUUUGCAUCUGGACUUGGUACAGACGAACACUGCGGUUUCUGCAGUGACGUCGAGAACUGCAUCUGUCGUCAGCAAGAAGAGCUCAACAACAAANAAGCCCCCCCCAAUCUUCCGCCUAUUGACUUAUCGCGUGCUACCGCUCAACCGAAACUGCCCUCUGAUAUCUCCACCCCCAGUUUUCUUGAGGCGCGAACCGAAGCUUCUGGUCCUGGUACCUGCGACAUGUGUCUAGCUGACCCUGAAAAGGCAAGACAAUGCAGAGAGCUUGCUGAAGUUGCUUUCCAACAAAAGGAGGCCGCGUCAUCUCGCUCUGGGGAUUCUGGCUCCAAGGACAUGGGUACUGUCACCCUUCGACGUAUCAAGCAGCUUGACUCAGCAAAACACAAUGAGCGAACCUCGUGCUCUGACUUCUUUCAACAAGCACAGCAGAAGAACGUCAGGCUCAGACGAGACGACUACCAGCAAAUCAAGCAUGUGUAUCGUCUCGACGGUCGAUCCGAGCAUUCUCCUUACAUGGAGAUGGAUACUCGGGACGCUGCUCAUGCUUUGGCUGCUCUUUCGCGACAAGACACCAGAUCUGGAAUGGACCGUCAAUCU